Messenger RNA from Capsella rubella, 915 nucleotides. RefSeq names its product SPX domain-containing protein 3. Gene Ontology annotation, biological process: cellular response to phosphate starvation. The record is from RefSeq and is a predicted model, not a curated record. NCBI's taxonomy places the organism in Eukaryota, Viridiplantae, Streptophyta, Magnoliopsida, Brassicales, Brassicaceae. The coding region runs from base 32 to 757 and encodes 241 amino acids. The transcript has 3 exons.
AAAAUUUAAAAAAAUAAGGAAUUCGAGCUUGAUGAAGUUCGGGAAGAGGAUUAAAGAACAGAUACAAGAGUCGUUGCCUGAGUGGCGAGACAAGUUUCUCCGUUACAAGGAACUCAAGAAUCUGAUCUCUUCUCCGGCUCCCCUUGAAUCUAUUUUUCUUGCUUUGUUGAACGCAGAGAUCGAUAAGUUUAAUGCUUUCUUCGUCGAACAAGAAGAAGAUUUCAUCAUCCACCACAAGGAAUUACAAUAUAGGAUUCAGAGAUUGGUUGAGAAAUGUGGAGACAAUAAUGAAAUGUUUAGAGAGGAGAUCGGAGAGAUCAGAAAGGAUAUUGUCAAUUUCCAUGGAGAAAUGGUUCUUCUAGUCAACUACAGUAACAUCAAUUACACUGGAUUAGCAAAGAUAUUAAAGAAGUACGACAAGAGAACACGAGGAGGAAUAAGAUCGCCCUUUAUUCAAAAGGUUCUUCAUCAACCUUUUUUCAAGACUGAUCUUGUUUCAAGACUGGUGAGAGAGUGGGAGACGACGAUGGACGCGGUGUUUCCAGCGACGGUGGCGGAGGCGGAGGGGUACGAGAGGUCUGCGGCGGUGACCUCGGCAGCGGCGGGAGAAGGUAUAUUUAGGAAUACGGUAGCGGCAUUGUUGACAAUGAGAGAGAUGAGAAGAGGGAGCUCGACUUAUAGUGCAUUCUCACUUCCGCCACUAAAUAUCUCCGACACCGAUCUUGUUCAGUUCUCUUCUCCCAUACCUAUUCUUUGAAGUUCCGACUUGUUGUCACUCUAUCAGCUGAAUUUGGAUUAUUGCGAUAUUUAUCCAUGAGCAGAUUAUUUUACUUUAUUAUACUACUUGUAGUUUUUUCGGCUAGUAAUUGGGCCAAUUGUUUCUAUAAUGGGCCGCAUCUAACAGACAGACCCAUA